This is a messenger RNA of Manduca sexta (tobacco hornworm), 692 nucleotides long. RefSeq lists its product as uncharacterized. The record is from RefSeq and is a predicted model, not a curated record. The transcript is spliced from 2 exons. The coding region runs from base 48 to 623 and encodes 191 amino acids. Lineage: Eukaryota; Metazoa; Arthropoda; Insecta; Lepidoptera; Sphingidae.
UUAAACUAAACGAAUAUUGGAAGAAUUAUAUUUACACCAACUGCCUCAUGAACACUUUACCUGUCCCGAUGAAACGCGACCCCCUGGCUGCCGAAGCAGUCAUGAGGAAUCUCAUCUCUACUCGUAUCCCCAUCACAGACUUCAAGGGUAACUCUGCUCUUUUGGACUCAUUGGAUUACCAGGCACUGUGGACUACUGCUUUCUCUGACAUUGUCGAAAAAGCGCCGUUCUACAAUGACAUUGGCCAACAAAUCGGAACCAUCGACUUGAUGAAGACGAAGAAGCGCGUGCGUAUGAUGUACCUGCCUUACCUCAAGAUGAAGGUACUGGAGUUGCCGGUCGGCUACAAUGGCCGUUACCGUAUGAUGUUAGGAUUAGCUAUGGGAUCUACAAAGGAAUCUCUUGAAGCUAUGAAGAACACUAUCGUGUUUGAAGUUCUCGACGGUCUCCAGACUAGCCGAAUACCUAUCGACAUUGCUAUUCCUCGCUUCACAAUGACCUCUGAAUACGACGCCCGACCCUUUUGGAAGGUUUGGGAGUGCGCAGCAUGUGGACUGACUCAAACGCCACCAGGAACAUAUCCGACCCGGCCGCCAAUCCCAGCUCGAUGGUCCAGCGAGUGACGAUCACGUUUGACCGUGCUGGCGUGCACCCCAAUACUGAGGAGUUGCCCAGCUUCCUAUCUGGCACCA